Molecule: messenger RNA, 900 nt
Organism: Linum trigynum
Lineage: Eukaryota; Viridiplantae; Streptophyta; Magnoliopsida; Malpighiales; Linaceae
Source: the annotation of a GenBank genome assembly
AUGACAACAACUUCAUCAAACACCAUGUUUGCUACCUCCUCUAAUCAAAUUCCCAUUUUCGAUGGAGAAUUGUACGAGUACUGGAGUGCCCAAAUGGAGCCAAUUUUCAUCUCUCAAGAUCUGUGGGAUAUCGUCCAAGAAGGCUACGAAGAUCCACAGGACGAGGAUGAAGACUCGAAGAAACGAGCAGGCAAGCAGACAAAGGAGUACAAGGAGAAUGCCAAGCAAAAUGCCAGCGCAUUGAGAAUAAUUCAGCAAGCAGUGAGCAAAUCAAUUUACCCCAGAAUCUAUGGCAUCAAAAAGGCCAAAGAAGCUUGGGAUGUCCUGCGUGAACAAUUUCAAGGCUCUGAAAAGGCAAUCUCUAUCAGGCGCCAAAGUUUAUGGCGACAGUUCGACAACUUGAUGAUGAAGGAAACCGACACCAUCAAAGACUUCCAUUCGCGUGUGGCGGAGACAGUCAACCAGAUCAAAGCCACCGGUGAUGUCAUGGAAGAAAGAAAAAUUGUGGAGAGAAUUCUCCGCAAUUUAUCAUCAAAGUUCGAGCAUAUUGUUGCUGUCAUUGAAGAAACCAAAGAUCUGGCAAAUCUACCAAUGAGCGAGUUAAUGGGCUCACUUAUAGCACACGAGCAAAGAAUGAGCCGCUUCACCAAACCCCCAUUGGAGCAAGCUUUCUCGUCAAAAGUCAACAUGGUGGAAAGUAAAUAUGCCAAAUCGGAGCAAGGCCAGAGAGGGGGAAACUCACAAGGAAGAGGAAGAGGAAGAUCCAAUUACAGAGGAAACAACAGACAAAAUUAUCAACAACAAAGAUCGGGCUACACCGGCUCGAGUUGCAUUAUUUGCAAAAAGGCGGGUCAUGCAACAAAAGAUUGCAGAUUCAAGUGCACCAAGUGCAGAAUUUAG